AUGCCGCAAACUGCCACAUCCAUGGACGACGCGCCGCGACUCCCGGCGAGAGGAGGGAGUACGAAGAUUAGGCAUUUCGAUGGAACCGCAAGAAAGACGAGCGAUUGGGAUGGAUUACGCAGGGACUCACGGCUCUGGUUUGACGAUGCAGACUGCUUCGUCUAUUUCUAUGGGCACAGCGCGUCCCAGCGAGGCGCAAGUUUGAAGAUACCUCUCGAUGCUGUGGAAAAGCUGCAAAGCCGCUAUCUCAUGAAAAGCUGCUUGUACCUUCGACCGGCACUCGACAAUUACGAUCCUGGGCAGAAAUAUGUCCUUCUUCAAAACGAGUCCAAUCGCGAAGAUGCAAAGUACGAGCUGUACAUCCCCGCCCCGCCGGGCUUGACGAAGGACCAAGCCUUCUCCUACCACCUUACCACGCGCAACCUACUGGCCUAUGCCACGGGACGUCCAGUGGUCGGCGAGAAGUUGAGCGUGGCUCUGAUCAACUUGUGGAGGCGCCUCCAAGAUUGGCAAAUACCUACCCGUCCCGCCGAUUUCACCGCAUUCUUGGAAAAGCAAGGCUAUCUCGACUAUACCGAGAACCCAGAGCAUGCACUAGCUUGCUUGAAACUGGCCGACGACGCCCGCAUCCGCGACAUAUGGAUCGACUCAUUUGUCCAUUGCGUUGGCAUGCGCGAGCGGCUCGAUCUUAGUCCCGAGUACAUUGGGCUGAGCCACACCAUCGCUGCUUUGAUAAUGCGAGCGUCCCUGGAGAUGGACUUACAUAUUGCGCGAGUUGUCAAAGCCGUCGGCUCCUUCCUUGAGGACGAACUCAGCGCAAGCCGUGUCGGCCUUUCCCGGCCGCUGAGGGAUCAUCUCGACCUGUUUCGAAGCUUCUUGCAUGCUUUCUAUGUCAACAGGUUUGGAUACUUUCCUCCGCGAGCAACGAACCCGUGGAACAAACGGCCCUGGGCAAGCAUGAAGAACGACUUCCAAAACCUCUACGACUACCUCGCAGACACCGCAUCGUCAUCGGACGGGAUCAACAGCAAAGGCUUCACCGGCGGCUUUUGCGUUGUGCAAAACUUACAGUACUUCGAUGUCCAGCAUGGCUAUCCAUCGCUUCCUCAUCCCCUUCCGUUGCUGCCUCAAAUGCCCGUCAAGGUGAGGACACCCACCAGAGGAAUGCGAACUCUAUCGCUGCCGAGGACGGGUUCCGCCCGCGAACAAGUGGUGACAACGAAGGAGUUGCUCGCAACUGCGACCAACGGGCUGGGGUCUAAGGCAAUGUUGUCACCCCUGAUCCGAGAAUACCAGCGCUUUGAGAGACAGCGCGAAGCCUCUGGUACCAAACUCGAUGUCGCCGAGGCUCGAAAGGUUCGAUGGCUCCUGAUCUAUGGCGUGCUACAGAUGCUCAAAAGUAUCGUUGACGGGCCUGCCGAAGUCAGAGACGCGGAGACGGCUUCGUAUCCUCUCUGCGUUCUGACCCUGGGCGCUCCGGCUUGGGACGAUAGCGCCACUCCGCUCACGAGAGAGAGUGCCAUUCUCGCGAAGCAGCGAUCGAACGAGAAGAUCCUGGUUCCGGACGCCCUUGCUGCUCUGGAGGGCAACUCGUCAAGAAUCUCCAUUCACCCCGAUUGCGAGGCCGAGUCCGCACAGGAUUUCUUUGCCGCUGCCAACCUUUCCCGACGUGAUUCUGCCGCUAGUCUGCAAUCCCUGACGAACCCUCUCAAAAGGACGGCUUCCAUCCGGUCCAGCAUGCACUCAUCUGUUAAUGCCAUUCAGCGAUCGGUAGUGGGCAGUCUAACCAGACGCCACAGCAGUCGCCGAGCGAGCCUGACUGCCGAAGCCCAGCAAAGCUCUACAUUCUGCCAGGUUGUCAUCGAAGACUACGACGACGUUCUGAAAGCGCAGCAGGAGGCACUUCAAAGACUGGCAGUUUCGCCAUCUGAGCAGACGGGUGCAGCAGCGAAGAAUGCGUUUCAGGAGUUCGACUUCGGAUUCGUUGCAUCUGGUGGUGAGUCGAUCGUGAAUCGAGACUCGCUCGGGACACACGAAUCACCUAACAGCGCCGAUGAUGCCGUGACAAGCUUCCUCGAUAGCGAAAGUGAAGGGGAAAGCGAAGAGGAAAGCGAAAGCCCCGCGGGUAGCAGCAGGGGCUCGAACCGGUCUUCGCUCUACGAAGUCGACGAUGCAAGUACGCCUACCGAGCCCUCCUCUCUGGAGAGCAGUCGACGAGAUAGCGGCUCAAGCUUGUCCAAAAUGGUCGAGGAACCACGACCGCCCAAAGAUCAGCGACUGGUAUAUGAACCCAAGCCAGCCAGCGUCUCGGGCGUCAACGGCGGGACUUACAUGCCCAAGGGGAUGACAGCUGCGUCGAAGCAGCGGCGCUCACAUACGAAGAAGCCAAGCAUUGCGAGCAACGCGAGUUAUGCUAGCAACGCGAGCUCGGAGUAUGCCGCAUGGCCUGUUCAGGCGGCGGAUAUCGAUGAGGCUAUGGCAAAGCGGACUUGCGGGUCCACCGCCAUUCAGGCUCUUUCGAAUUAUGGAAUUGUCUUGGGGGAGACUAAUGUGUGGUGA
Neohortaea acidophila is the source of this 2559-nucleotide messenger RNA. RefSeq lists its product as uncharacterized. The transcript has 2 exons. Bases 1 to 2559 code for a protein of 852 amino acids. NCBI's taxonomy places the organism in Eukaryota, Fungi, Ascomycota, Dothideomycetes, Mycosphaerellales, Teratosphaeriaceae. The record is from RefSeq and is a predicted model, not a curated record.